GACGCACCCAUUUACGCAUGCGAUGACUUGUGCGCAAACGACCGAAUUACAAUCGGUUUGCAUCGGAGUAGAUCAUCCAUCGCUUGCCACCGCCCGCGCUGCAAAAUUGGUCGUCGUGUCGUGCUGCCUAACCGAUGUGUUUGCGUUCGACCCGUUGGCCACGCCCACCGUGCAAGUCGUCUUGUUGGGAGCAGUCUGAGCAGAGCGUAGUUGGAAGCGAUUUCGACGGCGAUAUCCACCGUCCACUAACCGUUGCCUGCCGUCAGUGUUGUCAGUGGUCUCGUAUUGCCCGCACGUCGUUAUAUGGUGUUCAUCGUCAAUUAAUAUACAAAUCAUGAGUGCUGGCGGGUUUCAUGACAGUUUUAGUGGACACGAUCCUAUAGUGUUCGAUGUGGGAACCCACUCGAUACGUUUCGGGUUCUGCGAUGGCAAUUCGCCAAGCACGGACAUGCCAGCCGCGGUCGGCAGCAUGUUGGAUGGUACGGAGUCGACCUCCCGCAAUGAUCGUAUCAAAGAGGAAUUACCGUAUUUCGUUAACACCAACACUUUGUGCGUUCCACGUGAAGGCAUGGAACUUAAAAACAUUAUUCGCCAAGGGAUAAUUGAAGAUUGGGAUGCAUUUGAAUACAUUAUGGAUUAUGCUUAUUCAAAAUGCUUGUUCACUGAACCUAAUCUCCAUCCUGUUUUAUUUACUGAAUCGCCAUCAAAUUUAAAACAAAAAAGAGAGAAACUAAUGGAGUUAAUGUUUGAAAAAUACAAUGUGCCAGGAAUUAUAAUUUGCACAAACGCUGCUGCAGCAGCUUUUUCUUGUAGCGUCUCAACAGGUAUUAUUGUUGAUAGUGGAGCUUCACAUACAUCUGCCAUCCCAAUUUAUCAAGGAUAUGUAAUGUCUGAUGCUGUUGUCAGUUCUCCAAUGGGGGGAGAUUUCAUUCUCAAACAAUGUGAAAAACUCUUUCAUGAAAAUAAAAUUGAUGUGAUUCCACGUUACCUCGUUUCUAAUAAAAAACCGGUAAGACCAAAAGAAGCACCAAUAUGGUCAAGAAAAAAUAUACUCCCCAAGGUAACUGAUUCUUGGCAUAACUACAUGUGCAAAUCAGUUCUUGAAGACUUUCAGCAUACUGUGUUAGAAGUGGCUGAAAUCCCACUUAAUAAUGCUGUAUUAUCAAACUUUCCAACUUGUCACUACGAGUUUCCUAAUGGCUACAACCAAGAAUUUGGAGGUGAAAGGUUCAAAAUUCCUGAAAUUCUAUUUUAUUCUAAUUUAAAAAAUGAUGCUUUGUUCAGCCUAAAUCAAAUUGUCCACCUUAGUGCUGGAAUGUGUAAUAAAAACAUCAGAAAUGAAUUGUAUGGCAACAUUAUAUUAACAGGUGGAAAUUCUUUAAUAAAAGGGUUUCCACGGAGAUUACAUAAAGAUAUUUCUAUGGAACUAAGAAAUACAAGAUUGAAAUUAACUGCCCCUAUCAAUUCGAGUAAUAGAAGAUUUGGUGCAUGGAUUGGUGGUUCUUUAUUAGCCACAGCUGAUAAAUUUAAUCAUUUGUGGUUUAGCACUAGUGAGUAUUAUGAAAUAGGUACAGAUCAAAUUAAUCUCAAUUUUCGUUAUGUUUAAUAUUUUUUUUAUA
Messenger RNA from Melanaphis sacchari, 1619 nucleotides. Its product is annotated as actin-like protein 6B. NCBI's taxonomy places the organism in Eukaryota, Metazoa, Arthropoda, Insecta, Hemiptera, Aphididae. Bases 335 to 1606 code for a protein of 423 amino acids. Gene Ontology annotation, biological process: nervous system development; regulation of transcription by RNA polymerase II. The record is from RefSeq and is a predicted model, not a curated record. Gene Ontology annotation, cellular component: SWI/SNF complex; NuA4 histone acetyltransferase complex. Gene Ontology annotation, molecular function: chromatin binding. The transcript is spliced from 6 exons.